AUGCAAACCAAGUACGAUUUGACAUUCAUGAAUGGAUUCUUAACUAUCGGAUUAUGUGUUCUACUUGGCGUUGGUUUAGUUAGAAUGAUAUGGCCGUCUUUACCCGGAGGAGACUUAUUGAUGAGCGGCGGUGGUGCAAUAAUAUUCUCAGGUUAUAUUCUCGUCGACACCCAAUUGCUAGUAGGCAAUGGUGAGGUGCAAUUAUCGCCUGAUGAUUACAUCGGAGCGGCCCUGAACAUAUAUCUGGAUAUCAUUAAUCUUUUCAUGUCCAUUCUGCAGCUAUUGGCUGCCUCUCAAGACAAUUCAUCAUGA
Molecule: messenger RNA, 312 nt
Organism: Gregarina niphandrodes
Lineage: Eukaryota; Apicomplexa; Conoidasida; Eugregarinorida; Gregarinidae
Product: inhibitor of apoptosis-promotor
Exons: 1
Coding region: 1-312 (103 amino acids)
Cellular component (GO): membrane
Source: RefSeq, a predicted model, not a curated record